Messenger RNA from Zonotrichia albicollis (white-throated sparrow), 2416 nucleotides. Lineage: Eukaryota; Metazoa; Chordata; Aves; Passeriformes; Passerellidae. The record is from RefSeq and is a predicted model, not a curated record.
CCUCCCUCCAUCCCUCCCUGUGCUGAGGCAGCCGCGCGGUGCCGUUGCAGAUGAGCAGGGUGCGGGCGGACGAGGAGGAGUACUGGCACAGCUCCAAGUUCCGGGCCUUCACCUUUGACGAUGAGGAUGACGAGCUCUCGCAGCUGAAGGAGUCCAAACGGGCAGUGAACAGCCUUCGGGAUAUUGUCGAUGAUGAUGAUGACGACCUCGAGAGGGUCAGCUGGAGUGGAGAACCUGUGGGAAGUAUCUCCUGGUCAAUCAAAGAGACAGCCUCUGGCAGCACUAGCUCCCUGGAUGGCCGAGACUCCAGCCUGCAGAAAGGCUCUUCCUCCUAUGCUGCUCUUCCCAAACAAGCUUCUUCCUACUCCCUAAGCAGCCUGUUCAAAGGACGAAACAAACUCUCAAGUUUCCAGUCCCUUUCAGAUGCCCUCACUGACACAGGAGUUAAAAACUAUGCCCCAGAGCUGCGCAGGCCGAAAGCUGAGUACAAGGAUUACAGUGGUGACUGGAGCCCCAAAGAUACAGUCAGGAGAAUGCAGAGGGGCAAGGUCUGCUCUCUAGAGAGAUUUCGCUCCCUGCAGGACAAGCUGGUGCUCUUGGAUGAAGCUGUGGCAGGGCAUGAUGGGAAUGUCAUUACAGCUGUCCUGAUAUUCCUGAAACGGACGCUGAGGAGAGAGAUCCUGUUUCGGGAGCUGGAGGUGCGGCAGGUGGCCUUGUGCCAUCUGAUCCAUUUCCUCAGAGAGACAGGGGAGCAGAAGUUCCUUCUGGAUCUGCUCAGGUUCUUAGACAGGACUGAGGAAGUUGCUCUGUCUCAGUACCGGGAGCAUUUGAACAUCCAGGAUGUAGAAAAAAGGAGGGAAUUUCUGAAAGGUUGCAUUGGGCUGCCAUUUUCAGCUGAGGAUACCUCCCACAUCCAAGACCAUUAUACCCUGUUGGAGCGACAGAUCAUCAUUGAGGCUAAUGAUCGGCACUUGGAGAUGGCUGGGCAGUCAGAGCUGUUUCGGAAAUAUCCUCGCAAGGCUUCGAUUCUCAACAUGCCACUAGUGACCACCCUCUUCUAUUCCUGUUUCUACCACUACACAGAAGCUGAGGGAAUGUUCAGCAGCCCCACCAACCUGAAGAAGACAUUUAAGAUUCCUGAUAAGCAGUAUGUGCUGACUGCCCUGGCAGCCCGUGCCAAGCUGCGGGCCUGGGGUGAUGUGGAUGCCCUCCUCACCACCAAGAACUGGCUGGGUUACACCAAGAAGAAGGCACCUAUUGGCUUCCACCGGGUGGUGGAGAUCUUGCAGAGGAACAAUGCUCCAGUGCAGGUGCUGCAGGAAUACGUGCGCCUGGUGGAAGAUGUAGAGACCCGGCUGAACCUCGCUACCAAAUACAAGUGCCAUGAUGUUGUCAUAGAGACCUACCGGGAUCUAAAGGAUCGUAUCCAGCUGACAGCAUAUAAAGGCAAGGUGGAGCGGGGCUCUGCAGAGGAAGAGAAGAUAAACAGCAUUCUCAGCAACACACAAAUCCGGUGGAAGAACUGAACACCUGUGGAACAGCCUGUUUGGCCAUCACCUUGUCACUGAAAGAGGGAACUGCAGAACCCAGUCCAGAGCCAAGAGAGCAGCUCUGUUACUACUCAUUGCAUGAUCAGCGUUCGUCGGUGACAGUGGGUGCCCGUGCCCAGUGGGACCGUGGCGCUCCGGGUGGUUGAAGACAGCUACUAAACUGUGGCUGGCAAAACCAUGGUAUAGAUCCAGCAGGGUUGAUUCUUUUUGGAAUCUGAUUGUAUUUGACCUGGCUGUAAGCCAGGCAUCACUUGUGUGUAUGGAAGGAAGUUGCUGGGACAGCAAUAUGAAUGUUUGCUCUGGGUGGUGCCUGGCUUGUUCUUGCAAGAGGAGCAUGUCAGUCACAUUUGUGACUCUCUCCAACAGAGAGUGCUGAUCAGUCCCUGUAACAGUCAAGCUGGCUUGGGCAUCACUAAUCAUGGCUGUGUCUGGAGUAAAACCUACCCUGGACCAUGUUCUCCCUAUGUGAAAGUGCUGGGAGGCAAUGGACCACUUGCAUUUUUUUUUUCUUUUUUUAAUUCUGGCUCACUCUAGGAAAAGAAGUGUGUGAACUCAUGCAGAGAGCCAGGACAGCAACCUCUGCCAGUAUCCUUCUGCUAGCACUCUGCAGCAUUUGGAAGAUCCCUUUAUCAGGGAGAUACCUAGUGUAGAGGUGGUCAGAGUCCGUAUGGGUUGGAUGGAGAGCAAGUAGGAAGCUCUCUCAGUUGACACAAACCUGCUGCCCCAGCAGCUCUUUUCUCAGAAAGUGUUAUGCCAGGAAGGAUUGAAAUGCACUUUCUCAGAAACACAACUCCUCAGGCAGCUGCUGGCUUCAUCCUUUCAGACCUCACUUCAAUUCUGUAAAUAAAGUUGUCUCUUUCUCCUUG